Molecule: messenger RNA, 4566 nt
Organism: Centruroides sculpturatus (bark scorpion)
Lineage: Eukaryota; Metazoa; Arthropoda; Arachnida; Scorpiones; Buthidae
Exons: 16
Coding region: 366-3080 (904 amino acids)
Biological process (GO): protein localization to cell surface; synaptic transmission, cholinergic
Cellular component (GO): neuron projection; neuronal cell body; intracellular membrane-bounded organelle
Source: RefSeq, a predicted model, not a curated record
UGCGCAGUUAUCUUAAACUACGAAGUUUACGAAGAGAAACGAAGUUUUUAAGGUUUUUUUUUAACGAAAGAAACGGGUAAUAAUUGAAAAUGUCAAUGUGUGAUUGACAAACGAGGAAGUAAUAUAGAAAUUUUACCUGUCGACCUAAGGUAUCAAGGAAAUAAUAACCUAAAAAAAGGCAUUUUUCUUUUCCGUAAUGCGACGAAGACUAAACUGGAGCCAAGAAAUGGGGAAACCGAAGCGCGUAGGGAGAUUUCGAUCGGGGUUAGGGAAAAUCCCCACAGAAGAGCAGAAACCUCAGUCGCCAUGCUGUGCGGCCUUAUUCGAUAUCAACAAAGGCGACGAUAGAAAUAUAUAACGAAAUUAUGGCCACUACCGAAUUCGGAACAGGGAAAAGCAUCGUGGUUUUAGCCAUUGUGGUGGGUUGUUUUGCUAUUUUAUGGCCCAAGAUCUUCUACCCUAUGAUGCAAGCUGCAUUCUCUAUGACUUCCCCCAAACAGGAACACGAAGAUGUUACAUGUCAAGUUAUGUUCGAAAGAGAUAAUAAUUUCUUUUUUGCAAAACUCUGUUCCGACGCGGUAACAUACGAUGAUGUAUAUCUGACUCUGUGUGAUAAAAAAGCUUCGUCCGAUAAACUGUUCGAUGCGAUAUUCAAAAAUUGUCGAAACGAAGUCGAAAACUUUUGUAAUCUCGAUACGUCCGCAUUGGAAAAUUUCGAGGAUUCAAUCGAAGAUAGAGACAAGUCGAGAAGGAAGUUGAGGGACUGCCUGCAAAAACUCUCCCAGAAGACUUACGAUACACAAUAUUUCAAGAAAUUAUUCAAGAAAAUUAAUUACGACAAAGUGCAUCAUGUUGCAUCGGAGAGUUCCUUUGAGUUGAUUGAUUGCUUGAUUGUCGAGGCUCUAAUGUUCCCUUCAUUGAUUUGGUUAAGCUGUUUCAAAUAUUCUCAAGGCGACAGACCUCCUCACUUGCAUCCGGGGACCACCGGACAUUCGAGAUCUCCGGAGAAAGGCGUCAGGGGGACCAGACACGCGGAAAGGAUGAGAGAAGGAAGGGUUCUUACAUGUCAAGUUAUGUUCGAAAGAGAUAAUAAUUUCUUUUUUGCAAAACUCUGUUCCGACGCGGUAACAUACGAUGAUGUAUAUCUGACUCUGUGUGAUAAAAAAGCUUCGUCCGAUAAACUGUUCGAUGCGAUAUUCAAAAAUUGUCGAAACGAAGUCGAAAACUUUUGUAAUCUCGAUACGUCCGCAUUGGAAAAUUUCGAGGAUUCAAUCGAAGAUAGAGACAAGUCGAGAAGGAAGUUGAGGGACUGCCUGCAAAAACUCUCCCAGAAGACUUACGAUACACAAUAUUUCAAGAAAUUAUUCAAGAAAAUUAAUUACGACAAAUAUUCUCAAGGCGACAGACCUCCUCACUUGCAUCCGGGGACCACCGGACAUUCGAGAUCUCCGGAGAAAGGCGUCAGGGGGACCAGACACGCGGAAAGGAUGAGAGAAGGAAGGAAGAAAAAAAUCUUUGCUUGUCUUUCAGUUACAUGUCAAGUUAUGUUCGAAAGAGAUAAUAAUUUCUUUUUUGCAAAACUCUGUUCCGACGCGGUAACAUACGAUGAUGUAUAUCUGACUCUGUGUGAUAAAAAAGCUUCGUCCGAUAAACUGUUCGAUGCGAUAUUCAAAAAUUGUCGAAACGAAGUCGAAAACUUUUGUAAUCUCGAUACGUCCGCAUUGGAAAAUUUCGAGGAUUCAAUCGAAGAUAGAGACAAGUCGAGAAGGAAGUUGAGGGACUGCCUGCAAAAACUCUCCCAGAAGACUUACGAUACACAAUAUUUCAAGAAAUUAUUCAAGAAAAUUAAUUACGACAAAGUGCAUCAUGUUGCAUCGGAGAGUUCCUUUGAGUUGAUUGAUUGCUUGAUUGUCGAGGCUCUAAUGUUCCCUUCAUUGAUUUGGUUAAGCUGUUUCAAAUAUUCUCAAGGCGACAGACCUCCUCACUUGCAUCCGGGGACCACCGGACAUUCGAGAUCUCCGGAGAAAGGCGUCAGGGGGACCAGACACGCGGAAAGGAUGAGAGAAGGAAGGCCUUUUCCACAUCCUUCUGCAAGGCAUCCACCUAAACCUCAACCAAAAACUGGAGGUGCUAUGAGUAUUAUUAUGCCCAUAUACACCAUCGGUAUAGUGGUCUUCUUUUUAUACACUGUUUUAAAACUCGUUUUCAAGAAACAGUCACCAGAUGAUAAAAAACCAUUGGUUAAAGAUUUCCAUAUGGAUCCAGAAUAUCAUAAAUAUGUACUUAGAGAUGAUUAUACCGAUAAGAAAGACAAGAAGAAAGAAACUGUAAAUAUUCAAAACUCGGAAAGUACAGAUAAAACCAUUGACGAGAAAGAGGAUUACGAAAUCUACCAAUUGCGUAAACGAUUACAAGAAAUGGAAGCAACGAUGGAACGCAUUGUUAGCCACAUGGGUCAAGUGAGUGACUGCAUCGCCUCGAACAUAAGUGCAAAUAUUCAAGCUGCAAAUCUCGCUAAAUCCAACAUUGCUGCUGCCAAUUCUACACUAGAAAAUGGAAAAAAUGAAAAUAUAAAGAAAGAAAGAGAAAUCACUCCAAUUAAUAUAAAUGAUAUAACAGAAUGCAGAGAACGGAUACAGAAUUUAAAAACUUCCGAUCUUAGUCCAAGCAUAGACAGUUACGAAAUUUUAGGAAAUUCGCUUCCGCCAACACCCUUAGAGGAAAUAGGACCCGUUAGGUUCGUCUCUUCGGAUACAAGAUCCUUUCAAAAUCUCGAAACCAGUAGAAAUUCCCUUCAUCCGGAAACAAAUGACGUAGCUUCUUUCGAUAGGGAAUCUAGUGUUGCGAGUGAAGCUUCUAGUUUCGAACUGUUAUGCCACAGCAGAGACACCCGUAGUGCUAGCCCAGAAGAGAACGGGCAGAAAGAUGAAGAAUUCAUCAAGAUGGGAAAGGCAGAUAGCGUGGGAAGUAUCGACAACAUCAGCCUCGAUCAGUUUCCCGCGGAUGGUCCGCUUUCCGACCACCAGGAGGAUAACCUUGAUUCACAAGCAUCGAAUACAUCUUUUUCCAGAAAUAAAUAAUUAAAAUAGAAUGACACAUAUUUUUAGCAAGCUUUCAAAUAGUACAAAUAGUAUUUAAAUAUUAAAAUCUAUAACUUUAGAAUUAAGAAAGUUAAAUGUUCUUUGUUAAAGAAUAAUGCAGUCAACUCUCAAAAACUUGAAGAGCUUUCAUUUUAUUGAAUCGGUAUGCAUUCCAAAUUUUGUUCGGUCCAUUGUGUUUUUUUAAUGGUGUAUUAGUUAUUACGAAUAAUAAAUCAACUAACAAAUUCACCGGAUAGUUUAGCAGUUACAAAUAUGAAGAAUAGAUUUUGAAAAUUUGACCAGUUUCCUUAAAUACUAUCAUCAUUAGCAGAAGAUGAAAUUGCAGAUUUUUGAGAAUUGACUGUAAAUUUAAGAUGCAAAUCUGUGAUUUGUAUCAGGUUGUGAAGAUAAAAUAUGUAAUUUUUAUCUUAUAAUACAUUAUACAAUUAAAAAACAAAACUUUAAACUUAAACACGAUAAGCAGAUAUGCAUGGAACUUUGCAUCUAUUCCAAGCAUUUACGGAACAUAUAAAUAUAAAUACGAUAUUUCGCUCAGAACAAAAUUGCAGAUCUGUGCCAAAAUUCUUCUACUUAUAAAACUAAUUACUUUUAACAAAUAUUUAUAAAAAAAAAUAUAUAUAUAUAUAUUUGACUUCUACACCAUAUCAAUCUCUAACUCAAGGUUUCCAUUUCUAUAUAGUGUAUACUACCUAACUAGAAAGUAGCAUAAUACAAAAACAAUAUACUUUUUUGGAGAAAUUUACAAAAAUGCAUGUGUUGUAUACACAUUUUAGGAUGUGAUGUCAGUCGGAUGGUUCGAGAAACCUCAGAAUGUGCAAUUGUACAAACGAGCAACAGGAAUUACGAUAACUUGCAGUUCGUGUACAAGUUUGUCACCAAAAUAUAUUUAUAUAAACAUGGAGUUGCAAAGAGCGGAAACACUUGAGUAUGGUUUACAUUCCAUGCUUUGGUUUCGUUUCCACACAGACACACACAAACACACACUCCAGAUCGAGGCGCACGUUUCCGUCUGUUAACUCGAAAGCAUUCGAACCCACUAACCGUCAUUUCCCGUCAGUUAUUCUCUAAAAUCCUAACGGACAUUUCAUUUUUCUUGAUUUGUUGUAACUAUUCGGCACUUGCUUCUCGUGACGUCAUAAUAACCAUCAUGUUUAAAAUUAUUCUUUAAUCUGAGAUUAAGGAUUGUUUAUUUUAUAAAACUUUAAAUCAUUUGGUUAAGCAAGUUAUUUUUUUUUAUAUUGUAAAUGCUGUUACACAAUAUAAAAAUCAUGUGAUUGGAUUGUUUAAUAAUUUAAAUCAAACAGAUUAUUUAGUUAGUCUGUAUGUCUGUAAACAUAGUUUGUCAUCGUCUUGUUUCUUUAUGUAAUAUUUUGUUAGAACUCUUUAUAUGUAUCAUAUAUCCUCUUUUUUUUUAUAUAUAUAUAUACAGUAGUUUAAUGUAAUCAAUAAAGACUUUUUAACACAA